This is a messenger RNA of Sphaeramia orbicularis (orbiculate cardinalfish), 7886 nucleotides long. RefSeq names its product muscleblind-like splicing regulator 3 (gene mbnl3). The record is from RefSeq and is a predicted model, not a curated record. The transcript has 6 exons. Gene Ontology annotation, molecular function: metal ion binding; RNA binding. Gene Ontology annotation, biological process: regulation of RNA splicing. NCBI's taxonomy places the organism in Eukaryota, Metazoa, Chordata, Actinopteri, Kurtiformes, Apogonidae. Bases 1 to 1080 code for a protein of 359 amino acids. Gene Ontology annotation, cellular component: nucleoplasm; cytoplasm.
AUGGCUGUCAGCAUGACCAUGGGGCGAGACACCAAAUGGCUGACCCUGGAAGUGUGUCGUGAGUUUCAGAGAGGCACCUGCUCGCGGUCGGAUGCCGAAUGCAAGUUUGCUCACCCCUCCCGGAGCUGCCAUGUGGAGAAUGGCCGAGUCAUCGCCUGCUUUGACUCUCUCAAGGGUCGCUGCACACGGGAAAACUGCAAAUACCUGCACCCACCUCCACACCUGAAAACCCAGCUGGAGAUUAAUGGGAGGAACAACCUAAUCCAACAGAAAGCCGCAGCAGCCAUGUUGGCUCAACAGAUGCAGUUCAUGCUGCCUGGAGCACAGCUGCAGCCCAUAACAACAUUCCCAGUGACUCCUUCCCUGGCAACAAGUCCCAGUAUGGCCUUCAGUCCAUAUCUCAGCCACAUGGCUCCAGCCAUGGGCUUGAUGCCUGAGUUGCUGCCCAGUACUCCCCUGCUGGUCCCUGGGAGUCCCACUGGCCUGGCAGCCAUCGGCAAUGGCACACCCGCACAAAAACAUGUGCGUACAGAUAAGUUGGAGGUUUGUCGGGAGUUUCAGCGUGGUAACUGCACACGAGGAGAGAGUGACUGUCGCUAUGCUCAUCCUCUGGAGGCUGGCAUGGUGGACUGCAGCGAGAACUCUGUCAUUGUCUGCAUGGACUACAUUAAGGGACGGUGCAGUCGAGACAAGUGCAAAUACUUUCAUCCCCCCGCUCACCUGCAGGCCAGGAUCAAGGCUACACAGCAUCAAGCCAGUCAAAACACAGCGUCCACAGCCUUGACUCUGCCACCAGGUGCAGUGCAGCCGCUACCAAAGAGGUCGAUCUUAGAGAAAAGCAACGGAGCUGCUGCCACAGUCUUCAACCCCAGCAUGUUUCACUACCAGCAAGCCCUGGCCAACAUGCAGCUUCAACAACCAGCCUUUAUCCCCACGGUAGACGCCUCAGAGCUUCUGACUCCUGAUCCGGUGGAGCUGCAAUGUGUUCCCAUGGAAACCCAUUUCUGUCCCGUCCCCAAACUGCUGGUGGCGGCUCCGAUGGCACUCAACUCAGUAAGCCUUUCCCGAAACCCCAGUUAAAGCCCCUGAAAGCUGUGCGCUCACAGGGCUGUCAUUUCUCUGAAUGCAGCAAACACGUGCCUAACCUUCAGUGCACACUGGCUGAGCGAUGUGAAACUUACUUUGAGAUGUUCAGUUCAGAACGCAAUACAAGCCUGGACGUAUUACUGUUGAUUUACUGCAGCCAUCCUGAUGCAUACAGACUUGAAGACCAGGCUGAGCAAUAGAGCUCUCUUGUUCUCACAGCCAUACACGCCCACACCUUAAAAAGUACACACACAGACACACACACACACACACACACUUAUUUGAGACUAAAUGCCCUUUAUGGGUUGGAGCCAUAAGGCAACCCAACACAUUUGACUGUUCUAAAGUCAGAAACUCUGAAAAACCAAUAAUAGAAAUCCAUAUGUACGUCCGUUACACAUCAUUAAAAUGAAAGAGUAUUUCAUAUCAUUCACGUUUACGUUCCGAGAUGACUAUGAAAUGUAAGAUUUGAGUAGUACCAUGUUUAUUACUCUAUGGUCUUUACUCUCAUCUCAUCUCUGAAAUGUCAGUGAGUUAUUUGUUUGUUUGUGCCUUUGAUUUAUCUGCUGCAGAGGAGACAAGAAAAAUGUUUUAAUGUACAAUUAAAGACAAAAUAUCUGUUGUUCCAAAAAUACUGUAUAUCAUCUUAUACAGUAGCUCUUUUUUUUUUUAAGAAAAAAUAGUUGCUACAUUGGCCACCAUUUUCAGUUUUUAUUGCUUCACAAAAUUUUGAAUUUUCAUUUUUCAAUCAGAAUCUAAUAUCACUGACUUAAAACAAAUGCAAAUUAGGUUUUCAAACUUAAACUAAUGAAUAUGGGGUUGCAACAGUGAGAUUUUUAUGGUGCAACAGAAAACAUGAUAUACAAGUCAAGUCUAAUUGAACUUUAUUAGUCCUCAGUGGAAUAGGUGUUAAUGCAGUGGCAGCAAUAACAGUCAUGAUACAACAGUAGGAUACUAAAUAAGAUCAUGCAAAGUGUUGUUUAGACAAAACUGAUAAAAUGAUUAGAAUGAAAACAAAGAUUGAGUAGAAACUUGAAAGAUAAAACUAAAAACACAAUUUUUACUACAACAAUUAUUGCAGUGACCGUUAAAGGAAUAAAGACAGAAGAAAAUGCAAUUUGUUUGUAAAAAGUUUCCCUUUUGAAGUGAUCAGCAUGCUGUGUAUCUCUCAUUUGCAUAAAAGCAAUGAUAAGUAAAAAUUAAGCAUCAACCUUAAAAGUUAAUCUCACAACUAUUCUGUCUUUGCACUCAGAUGUGAGUUUAGAUACACAAAUGUACACAGUAUGACAUCACUGCAACCCUAAAAUAACUUGAAACUAACGUAAUAUUAAAGGGGCUGAGUUGAGCGACUUUCACAAUGUUCUUGAUAUAAAAAGCCCUCAAGGUCAUGAUUAUUUUGAGUAAUCAAACACACUGGUCAUGAUGUCUGAUUAGUGAUUUGAUAAUCAGUUGUGCUUGAUAAUUGUCUGUUUGAUUGGGAAUCUAAGCAUCACACUAGAUCAGAAACCGUGUAAAAGACUGACAAUCUGAUGUUUUACCUUCUUAAAACAUUUAGUCUACAAAACCUGAUCUGAUUUAACAUGAAAUCCUAAUGAAGACAGUGUGUUUGAGGGUCAGGUAAGAUUACAUACAUUUAAAGUGGCACCUCUGGAGUUGUUUCACUUGAUGUCAGACGUUUUGCACAAGAUGGAAGCUGGGUUUGUUUCCAGCUGUGUCCAAACUCUGUGCCAUGUGGUGGUAAACACAAGGAGUUGCAGCGUUAAAUGCAAAGCCCAGACAAUUCUUCCACAUAAUUGUUUCCCUCUGCGUCUUUUAAAAAGUGCAGUUUGUGUAACGAGGCUUAAUACGUGGCGCAAGAUUUUUAAUGUGUGUGGCUCAUCAGGGAGAAGCUGAGAACUUGAAAAUGUCCCGUCUGACUUAAAAAUGUUGUCUUUCUACUCUCUUGUUUUUUUUAUUUUUUAUUUGUAUUUUUUUAUUUGUCAGAAGUCAUUAGACUCUAAAUACAGUUGCCACCGUUGUUUCAAACAGAAAAACAAAUGGCCAAAAAAAAAUCAGAAUCUGAAUUAUCAGUUUGAUCCAAAUUGAAAUGUGCCUCUAUCGAGUCUCCUUAAACUAUCACAGUCAGUGCAGAGUAGGAAUGGAGCAGUACUCAAAGACAGAUUAUUAUUAUUAUUAUUAUUAUUAUUAUUAUUAUUAUUAUUAUUAUUAUUAUUAUUAUUAUUAUUAUUAUUAUUACUGCAAUAAAUUACAUCUCUGAUAUAAUUUCUUCCCUGAGGCAGCUGUGCUGUCUGUUUGUUCAUGUAAAAAUGAACACAGUGAUGUUUUUUUUUUUUUUAGCUUAUGUAAGAAUCAACAAAUCACAUAUUUGGUUAGUUGUAAAUGCUGCAGAUAUAUCAGCAUCUCCCACUGAACAUUAUUCAUUUUAGAUAAUGUUAUUGUGUUGUGAAUGUAUCUAAUGCAAAAACUGAACAUGGCCUUCAGAAUGAGGCCCAUGUUGAAACGUAACAAUUCACUAUAUAUAGACUAAUUCUGAGGUCACAUAGCUGAUACUGUGUUAAGACAUUAAACUAAGUGUAUUGUUAUAUAGAUUUAUAUUUAAUGUCAGUGGGUUGUGUGAGUACUUUUAGAAAUAUCUUUCACUCUCAGAAAAGGUAGAGCAGAGUCGUACUUUUUGAAGUACAAGUAUACACUGUACAGGUACAUUACAGUACCCUUUAUCGUCAGUUUUUGUACCCCUACCUUCAAAAGUACCCACAGUGCCCAGAGUACACCUGGCUCCCUGAAAUCCUAGUUUCUGACAGUUCUCAGUCCUUUAUGGAGGAUGUAUGUAAACAGCAGCUGACGUGUGACGCAGCCAUUCAGGAGGAGAUAUUAGUGCUUCAGUGGAUUCACUCCGGUGGACACUGACACAGUGUUUUUACUGAAGUAAUACAGAUCACUCUACAUCCUCAAGUAUCAGCUACUGUUUAUAUCUUUGUGACAUCAAACUGUACAAUAUGGAGUCUCAUUUCCACCACUGUGAUGGAAAAAGAUCAAUCAAAUCAAUCAAAAUAAUCAUCUUAUAAUAUUUACUUAAUAGUAAUGAUUUCGUUCUAAAACAAAUAACAAGGUACAUUCUGAAAUUAAUGAGUUUUUCAAAACUACUAAACCAGUAUCUCAAAACAGCUAGUGUUCCAGGAUAAUAAUGGGUAAAUAUCAUUUCAAGAUUUCAUUUCUUUUCUUAAGGCAACGAAACUGAAUGUAAACUAUAUGAACUCUUUCCUUGCAAUAAUGAGCUAAAGAUUUUGAUGUGUUCUCUCAUUACAAUGAUGCAGUUUUGAAAAAUUAGGAGUUUUUAAAAAAUAAUUUGAGUAUGUCAAAAAUAAUUAGCAUAUUCACAGUAAUCAGGCACAUUUACAUCUAAUAUUGUUCAAUACAGAUGUUCAUUAAUGUGCAUUGUCCCUACCCAAUAAAGUAAUAAAUAAAUAGAUAAAUAAAAUAAAUACUGAAUUUUUCAAAGUUAAUGGCAGUAUAUUAAUGAGCUAAUAUCUCAAAAAUCUUCUCUUGUUCUCUCAUAAUUGUAAGAUAGCAUCUCACGACUUGAUAUGUUUUCUCUAAAUAAUGAAAAAGUAUCUAAAUGUUUUGACUUAGUGCCUCAAAACAAAAAGGUAAUAUCUUAAAAUUUUUGAAACUAAUGAAACUAACUCAAACAUUUGACUUGACUCCUGAAAAUAAUGAGAUGGUAUGUUAAAAUUAUUUAGACCUAUAAAGACCUAGUAUCUGAAAAUAAUGUCAUUAUUUUAGAAUGCAAAGUCAGAAUUAUUAGUGUAUUCAGAAAAACUAUAUCAUUAUGUAAUAUUAAGUCAAUAAUUUGAUGUGGCGGAUCCUCUUUUAUUCCCAACACAGUGGUGAAAUGGGUGUCUGUUGUACAAAGCCAUUUUGUACAUCUGUAAUUAAAAAGAGAGAAAAGAAAUGUCACUUUUCAGUUCAACAUCGACUUCUUUAUCCUCUAUUUAAGUGUGUUGAGCAGCUGCAGUGACAACAUUUUCUAAAGUCUUUGACAUGUUUUCGCAGAGAAGUUUCUUUAUCAUUCAGUGACUUUAACCGAGUGUUUGUUCAGACAAGAUAUUUGUCUGAGAUUUGAAAGGCUGGCUUUGUCCAGGUGAGAAACCCCUCCCCCCACCCCACAUCAUUAUGCCUUCACGAACUGCUGUCCAGCUGCAAAAAAGAAUACUUGAUUAAUAAACUGUGCCUCUGAGGGCACGUGAAUUUUUAGAGGUAUGUUUCGAUGCACAAGAGCAUAUUAGCUUGGGGAAUUGUGAUGUGGCACGAAAAAAAGGUUUUUACCUCUUUCCCUUUCUCAUAUUCCUGUACUUGAUUUCCUUUUGGCCCCGCUUUAUUUCAUUGUGCAGAAAUGAAUCAAAAGUCAUAAUUAUGCAAAAUGCUCUGAUCAUUAAUGCAGGAUGAUCAGAUCUUUUAGCAUGUGGACACUUAAUUCAGUCCAGAGCAUAAACAGAGGGCCUUAUUUCUCGAUCAUUGUAUAAAGAUGUAAUAGCUGUGUAUGAAAAUUACAUGUAUUAAUGGUAAGUUUAACUUUUUUUUUUACAUAAAAAACACAGCAUGGAAAUAAUAAAAAACAUUUAUACAUAGUUAAUAGUUUGUGUAGACCAACCACAAAAAAGGUAUAUGAAAAUCUACAUUUGUAUACAAUGAUGGAGUCAUUGUUAAUGGUAAUAGUUGAUGUUGCUAUGGCAGCAAAAUGACAACAUGGCUACCUUUCUAUUAUCCACUUAAAAUAAUGAACUACACUAACUUAUUGAAAAAGGGAAUGUCUAAAUGAUUUGUCUUGUAUUGCAAUGUGAUUAAAUAUUUUGUAUGGAAAACUUAAAUCCUUGUAAUAUCCAAAGGUCCUUAGGGGAGAUCAGGUGUUUAUUUUGUUUUGUUUAUUUGACCUUAAUUUUUUGUUUGGUUGGUUGGUAUUUUGUUCCUGUACAUGGUGUUUUUGGAAAAUAAGAAUGGAUUUUAGCUUUUAAAGCAAACACCUUUCUGUCAGGGAGGUAAAGAGGCUUUUGGACUGAAUGACAGACCUGAACUCUUCAUCUCUUUACGUAAAAUCUCAUGGGCGUGAUAUAAAGACUUUAAACUUUAUAUACAGUACAGUCUGUGGUUCACCAACUGAACACCCGCUCAUCUCUGUGUGAGGAGGUGGGCGUUCAUUAGUCAGUUCAGUUUCGGUUUUGGUCCAGAGGUCUCUUCGUGCCCAGCUGUGCUGGGUGAUGUCAGUCCUUGCUGAGGUGUAGACGAAUGUGUGACGUUCACCUUGUUUGCACUUAUGUACAUAACUAUGUCAAAAUACUCAAAAUUUAUUUUGAAUAAAUAUAGACAAAAGAGUUGAUUAAAAAUCAAUGUAUUGUUAAUGAUAUGAUAAUGUCUAUCAUUUUUGUUUGUUUAACAAGAUUGCCUCAAGGGAUCUGUAUUUUGUUUAUUUGUUUUUUGUUGGUUUGCUAGAGCCCUGUUUGUUGCCAAGCAUGACAUUGCCUAGCUGUAAGCCAUGAAUGAUUUUCUUUAAAGAAAGCUUUCUUUUAGUUCAUUUCAAAUGCAUUUUUGUCGAGUAGUAUCUGAUUCUGAAAUCACACAGAAGAGGCCGAGAAAAAGAAGACAAGAAUGGACUGGAAUAUCAAACCAGUGCUUUCCUUUAUUGUCAGUGCUGAGGGUGGAUGCAUGAACUCCAGUGAUGCAUCGAAACAAAGCACAGCGUGGCGCCUCCUGCAGGCUGUUUGUGGAAAAGCAGCAAAGUGACAUCAGAUCAAACAGUAGAAGGGCAUAGAUGGAAAUGUGCACACAGGGUUUAAAGGUUCAUUUCUGUCAGUUCAUGUAAUGGAUUUUAUUUUGCUUCCUCACUGUCAUCAUCCAAAACAACAAUAAAUCUGAAUUCUCCUCAGGAUUUUAGUCAAAAUUACAAACAACCUGGAUUCCUGACGCUCCGUUCUUGCAGCAGCGACGACCUUACACAACUCUAUUCCUGCAGAUUUGGACAUGUGAUGCUCUUCAAUUGCUCUUAAAGCCAGCGAUUUUGUUGCCAUGGCACUUGUCCUAGUGGUGGAUUGACUGAGUCAUCCUGAUGAACUGUGACGGCCCUCUGACCAUUGAUUUUUGACUUAAAGCUUCUGUGCACAGAGACAGGUCUCUGUAUGUCGUGUACCCAAAACUCACCGAAGCACCUCACCAGCUCCCAUUAUCACCACUGUCUGUCUCAGUGUGUGGGAAAACAGCUCUGAACGUAAAAUACUGUGGUGUUACACUCACUAACAAAUUCAUUAGAUUGUGACUAUAUCAUAAGAUGAAUUUAUUGUUAACAUCAUUUUAAAACUGUUAAGUUGUAAUUGUGCCUUUAAGAUGGAAAGUUUGAUUUUUUUUUUAUGUUUCUCAUUUAAUUUGUCUAAAAACAGCACAUGCAUCGACAUUAAAAUAAUUACCUUAAUUUUUAAUCCAUCAUUUGGUGAGCUGUUAUUACCUGGGUACACAUGUAAAAGUUCCACACCGAAUGGCGACUUGUGGAAAGAGACGAGGGCCAAAGACUGUUCAGGACUAAGCCAUAUGAAAAAACUCUUUCUGACGCUCUAGGACAGACUUGAAAGUGACUGCUGUUUCUUAGUCACCUAUUGUUUCACUCUGUUUUCUGCUUGUGGUGCUUGUAUGUGCUGCUGUGCUACAUGCCAAUUUAUUUUGCCGUGUAUAGCUAUUAAAAGUUAGUUACUGUGCCUAUGAUGAGUUCUGCUGUUUCUGUUUUAACUUUAAUAAAACACAUAAUUGUGAUCAUC